UCUGCUCCCGUCUUACCUAGUGUUACCCCACUUGCCUCCACCCGUCUGGCUUUCGUUCCGUACCUCUAUCAACUCUCUAAUACAGACAGUCAAUCACUUCCUUUCUUUCCUUCUAUCCGCGUGCCGUAACGCGCGUCAUCGUGAGGACCAACAUCCGGGCGGUCAAUAUCGCGAUACUCCGCGUUUUUCGAGGUGUAUAAGUAACGGCGAGGGCAGGUACGACCUUCUCCAUAAGUGCCUUGUCUGCGUACGAGAGAACGUAACCGCAGCCCAAACACCCGAAUCCUCCAUCUGUGAAGAGCGCGAUCUAUAAUGGCUCCCAAUUUCCUGUCCAUGUUUACAAAAAACACGCCAUCUCAUGCAAAUAGCAACCUCGGCACCCAGGGCACACCGAGUUCCCGGUCGGCGUCGCCGUCCUUCUCUAGCCGCAACCCACCGCCGUUCAUCAACAUCGACCCUAAUGCAUCCACCAGCAACAACAGUGCGCGCCCAAGGCGGCAUACAACAGUCGGGAACCUGACGCCCUCGCUCGUCGGCAGUACUGAGUCGUUCCCAAAUGUGACCGUGGUCCCGCCGUCCCCGCACACCACCCAGUUCGGGUCCGACACUCCAGACGAGCAUCUCACACCCCAGUCUGCUCGAUCUCCGAACGCGAUCUCUCAUGAAGAUCAAUCAGCCAGGCGGGUCCCGUCGCUGUCCAAAUUGGGUGCACCCGCGCCCUCCCCUCGCUCAGUAUCCUCGGCGACAGAUGAUGAGGGCGGCACCACCCCUACCCCCGCCACAACUCGCACCGCAUUCUCCGAGCAGGCCCAGGUAAAAGCGCAGGCGCAGGCGCUCUCGCACUUCCAUUCAACCGGGAAUCUCCGUGCAAAGUCGUCUGCGAUGGCCCCGAAUGAGACCACUAAUCACCCGCGCUCUGCCACCAUGGCCGACCAGCGGUCGCUAACUAGCUCGGAGGAGAGUUCCCAGCGCACGCCGGGCAAGAACUCCAGCAAGGACAAGUCACGCAGUGCAUCGCGCAAGAGCUCGUCCGCGAAGAGCCGCCAUGAUCGUGCUGCUUCCGUGCCGUCUAUCCCGACACACCCGCCCAACGCCACCGUCACCGAGGACGGCGUCCUCACUUUCUCGCCUACCUCGGACUCACCUCAAACGUCAAUGAGUGCCCAGCUAGGCAGCGGUCUUCCUGGGACCGACCGUGUGUUGCUUGUCCCAGACCCCUCGGAUGCCGUUUCUACCAACUCGAGCAAUAACCCUUCCAAGAACCCAAAGAAGAAGCGCUCCUGGACACGCGGCGGAAGAACGACGAAUAUUGCGAGCUCCCCGGCGCCGUCGACCGUGUCGUUCUCGCCGACACGGAAAUCCGCAGGUAAAUUGCCCCCCACGUCCGGCACCGGCUCGAGCUUCGUGUCGCCGCGUGCUCGCCGCGCGUCCGACCUUAGGAGCGACGGCUCGCGUAUGACGUCUGCUGGCUACGCUGCAAGCGACGCGUCGGACCGAGAGUCGUAUCACUCUGGUACCGAUCUGCUUGAGGAACAGAGCGGGUUGGACGAUGAGGAUGAUUUGGACUUGUCUGCGGAAGACAUUCCUGUGACUGGAUUCGCUGUUGCGAGUAACAAGCGCAAUCAGGAUUUCCAUGAGUUGUUCCCGACCGUGCCAGAGGGCGACUAUCUCAUUGAAGACUACGGUUGCGCGCUGCAACGUGAGAUCCUUAUCCAAGGCCGGAUAUAUGUGUCCGAAAACCACCUAUGCUUUCAUGCAAACAUAUUUGGCUGGAUUACUGACCUAUGCAUCCCGAUGUGCGAGGUCACCAGCCUGGACAAGCGCAUGACCGCGUUCGUCAUCCCGAAUGCCAUCCAGGUCACCACUACCACCGCAAAAUACACCUUCGCCUCCUUCCUCUCGCGCGAUACAACCUUCGACGUAAUUUAUAACGUGUGGAAGCUGGCCCGCCCCGAGGUUUCUUCGUCCGUGAAUUCGCAGAUGCAGAGCCCGCGGGCCUCGACGGAGGUCCAGCGUGAAUCGGUCGUGGUGCCAAAUGGCAAGGCACUCGUCUCAAUAGCCUCGAUUGGAGAGAAGGGCGGCGGCAAGCAAAAGGUCACGCAAUGUGCGUGCUCGAAGAGCGGCGAGCAUUACAAAGAGCUGGCGAUGGAGGCGAUCAUCCCAGGCACUCCUGAGAAGGUCUACAACCUCAUGUUCACGAGCGGGUUCAUCAAGGACUUUAUGGUGCAAGAGCAGAAGCUCACAGACCUGCAGAUCUCCGACUGGAUGCCCACUGCGGCCGAUCCGAAGCUGCUGUAUCGACAGAUGUCCUAUAUCAAACCAUUGAAUGGCGGCAUUGGCCCGAAGCAGACAAAGUGCGAGUUGCGCGACGAGAUGCUGCAUUGCGACUUCGAUGACUACGUGUCGAUGCUUACGACAACGAGAACGCCCGACGUGCCGAGCGGCGGUGUGUUCUCUGUGAAGACUAGGACAUGCAUCACAUGGGCGAGCAAUAUCUCCACGAAGGUCGUCGUCACCACAGAAGUGGAGUGGACAGGCCGUAGCUUCAUCAAAGGCCUGAUUGAGAAAUCGGCAAUCGAAGGGCAGAAACAGUAUCACACCGACCUGGACAAUUGCAUGCGGCAAUAUAUUCACGAUCACCGUUCCGAAUUCAUACCGGACGGUGUGGACGUAUCUGUAGUCGAGGAAGUCGAGACGCCGCCAGCAGAGACGCCCCCGAGGCCGAUACUAGAGAAAUCCGCCCCGAGUGAGCAAGAACUCCGCGAGUCGCGCACGCUGCGCAGCCUGCAGUGGGCGUAUGACACCUACGAGGGCGCCGUCAAGGUGACGAAACAGAGUACGGAAGGCCUCCUCGACCUGCUAAUGGAGACGUGGGACCAGUCGACAACGACAAACGUUCUGUACUUCAUCAUCGUCUUCCUCGUGAUAAGCAACAUCUGGACGCUCGUGAUAGUCGGCAGAAGAGAGGAGGCAGGCCGAAGGAAGGAGAUGAAGAGGACGGAAGAACGAGAGAAGUGGGUGCAGAAUGUUGUCACCGCGCUGUGGGAUGAGCUCGUCGCGACGCGAAGUCCUCCUGAGGCUGCUCUUUCUUCUGAACCGCGGCCCAUCAGCGACUGGAGAGAAGAUGUCGAUGAGAUAAACGCGGUGCUGGACCAGAUUGACGCGAGGGUGCAGAAAAUUAGGGCAAGCAUAGCGGAACUUGAUUGAUUUGCGGCUGGACUAUGGCUUUCUUAUUUACGGCUGGGUUAAUUCAUCACUGAUAGAUCGUGGACAUGCACAUUGUGUACUAUAUUGGCUGUAUCUCUCUGCUGAUAAUACCUUGUGCACGUUGGUGGCAUAGAUGAAUCCGGAACGAUACUGUAUUAGAAAAUUUAUCUAUGAUGAGAUGAUUUGCUGUUCGAGAGUUACACAGUUGCACUUUUACCGCAAUGCAAUACACAGAAGCCAGAUAACGAGUGGAAGAUGAGAUUCUGCAACAAAGAUCCGUGUCCAGAGCGCGAAGACGAAAACAACCCCGAAGGAAAGAGCGUAUGCUAAU
Molecule: messenger RNA, 3538 nt
Organism: Laetiporus sulphureus 93-53
Lineage: Eukaryota; Fungi; Basidiomycota; Agaricomycetes; Polyporales; Laetiporaceae
Exons: 6
Coding region: 313-3207 (964 amino acids)
Biological process (GO): intracellular sterol transport
Cellular component (GO): mitochondrion; plasma membrane; endoplasmic reticulum membrane
Molecular function (GO): sterol transfer activity; sterol binding
Source: RefSeq, a predicted model, not a curated record